AUGUCGCUGACGAAUAUUUACCAUCUGCGCCGGGUCGCAGAUACCUCAUCGAAGGCAUGCUUGAUUUGCUACAAGCCAACGACCAGCGUGUUCAUCACACCAGAUAACAAGGACUUCUUCUACGUGUGCCCCGCACACCUCCAAGACCGCCACUUCUGCUCGCCGAUAGUCGACACAGAAGGCGAAGCAGCGCGCGCCAAGGAGCAGAAGAUGGCGGAAGAGAUUGAAAAAGUAAAGAAGGAGUACGAGGAGAAGCAAAAGCGGAAGAAGGAUAAAGAAAAGAAAUCCGACAAGGAUGAUAAGGACCUGGGGAAGGAGAAAGACGAGAAGAAAGACGAGUCGAAGGAUUCUGCGAAUGAUGAGAAGGAACGGGAUGAUAAGAUCGAAUCAAUAAAGAAAGGGAGUUCUGGGUCAGACUCGAAACCGGAUAAUUCACCGCGAAUUUUUGCUCUGCACAAAACAUUCUACCAAAUGCGCGUCGAUCGAUUGAAAGGAAUUGAAAUGGCGAAGCGAAACCAGGAGAGAAUGAAGAAUCCAGCUUUGUUUCCUUCUGUUCCUCAGAAAGAACUCUGA
This is a messenger RNA of Penicillium argentinense, 573 nucleotides long. RefSeq names its product AAA-ATPase Vps4-associated 1 family protein. Gene Ontology annotation, biological process: vacuolar transport. Lineage: Eukaryota; Fungi; Ascomycota; Eurotiomycetes; Eurotiales; Aspergillaceae. Bases 1 to 573 code for a protein of 190 amino acids. The record is from RefSeq and is a predicted model, not a curated record. The transcript has 4 exons. Gene Ontology annotation, cellular component: endosome.